Molecule: messenger RNA, 1335 nt
Organism: Cyphomyrmex costatus
Lineage: Eukaryota; Metazoa; Arthropoda; Insecta; Hymenoptera; Formicidae
Gene: DhpD
Product: guanine deaminase
Exons: 8
Coding region: 25-1335 (436 amino acids)
Biological process (GO): guanine catabolic process
Cellular component (GO): cytosol
Molecular function (GO): zinc ion binding; guanine deaminase activity
Source: RefSeq, a predicted model, not a curated record
AGCACUUAUAGAAGAUAUAGUACAAUGGUUCGACAAGUUUUUUUUGGUCCGUUGAUUCAAACAAAUGAUAAAGAAGAAUUAAUUAUUCAGGAGAAUGUUGCUGUAUUUGUUGAUGAUGGCAAAAUUACUUCGAUUUUGGAGAAUCCAAAGGAUCAUGAGAGAGAAUUUCAAUUGGAAAGGAAAAUUCGAGAUGAAAUUAUCGUUUUAUCACAUGGUCAGUUUAUGAUGCCUGGAUUUAUUGAUGCCCAUACUCAUGCAGUACAGUUUCCAAAUCUUGGACUGGGUUACAAUAAAGGUCUUUUAGAUUGGCUGGAAACUUAUACCUUUCCACUGGAGAAACAGUAUACUGAUACAAAAUUUGCAGAGCGAGUGUUUGAAGCAGUUGUGAAACGGACCAUUAAAAUGGGUACAACAACGGCAUGUUAUUUUGCAUCUUUAUAUGCUGAUGCAUGUGCAAUUCUUGCGCAAAAAACUGCCAAAUUAGGUCAACGAGCUUUCAUCGGAAAAGUUAAUAUGAACACUCCGCGUGACGAUGGAUAUUACGAAAACACCUUGACGUCAGUUAUAGAUACCAUAGGAUUUAUAAAGUCUAUUGAGAUAAUAGGGAGUCCUCUUAUAAAACCGAUCAUUACACCAAGAUUCGCACUGAGUUGUGACAUGGAAUUAAUGCAAAAGUUGGCAGAGAUCGCUAAGUCGAAAGACAUACAUAUACAGAGCCAUGUUUCUGAAAAUAAGGAUGAGAUAAUAGCAGUGAAACAGGCUUUUCCACAUCUGCCUUCGUACACAGCUGUUUAUGAUGCUGCUGGUCUUCUUACCAAUAAGACUGUAUUAGCACAUGGAGUCUAUCUUGAAGAUGAUGAACUUACCAUUCUUAAAGAACGAGGAACAGCUGUAAUUCAUUGUCCUUCUUCAAAUACAAAUCUGAAAAGCGGACUUUGCGAUGUGCAAAGAUUAAAGGCUAAUAGUAUCAAAGUCGGACUUGGAACAGAUGUUUCAGGUGCAACUAGUUACAGUAUGUUGAAUGAGAUAAGAUCGGUUUUACAAGUAUCAAAUUGUUUAUCUUUGACUAGAGAUAAUUAUACACCGCUUAGUUAUAAAGAUGUCUUUCAUAUGGCAACAUUGGGAGGUGCUAAAGCACUCUCAAUUGAUGACAAAGUCGGUAAUUUGAUGAUAGGCAAAGAAUUCGAUGCUCUCAUCAUCGACAUGAACGCGGAAGGCGGUUUGUUGGAUAAUUUUAAAGAAUAUACACUUGAAGAGAAUUUUCAGAGAUUUAUAUAUGCAGGUGAUGAACGUAAUAUAGUAUCAGUAUAUGUAAACGGUAAGAAAGUCAAUUAA